Molecule: messenger RNA, 808 nt
Organism: Raphanus sativus (radish)
Lineage: Eukaryota; Viridiplantae; Streptophyta; Magnoliopsida; Brassicales; Brassicaceae
Exons: 5
Coding region: 68-691 (207 amino acids)
Molecular function (GO): protein binding
Source: RefSeq, a predicted model, not a curated record
UCUGGUCUGAUCGAUACCGAUACUCCUUGCGAAGAACAGAGUCCGCGCGGUUGUGAAGUAGAAGAAGAUGAAGCUAACGUGGAACAAGAACCCAAAGAAACGAUCUCGUGUAGCUUUACCGAACAUCCUGGAUGUUCCUUCCGAGGAGGAAGCUCCAGAGACCAAAUCUCAGCGCCAAGAUGAUGAUUCAGAGGUCGGAGGGACUCACUCGGGAAAUGAUGAUGGGAGGAGAUUCGAUCUCGAAGCCAAUAAGUUCGUAGAUUCGUUUAGAUCACAAGGAGACAAGCUCGCUGAGGAAGGAAGAUACGAGGAGGCUUUAGGGAAAUGGGAAGCUGCUCUUAACAUUGUUCCUGAAAACGCUGUCGUUCAUGAACAAAAAGCACAAGUCUUUCUUGAGCUUGGUGAUCCAUGGAAAGCACUCAAGUCUGCUUCAAGAGCUACUGAGAUAGAUCCAUCAUGGGCUGAGGCGUGGACUACACUUGGAAGAGCACAACUCAAUUUUGGAGAGCCUGACAGUGCUAUCAGGAGUUUUGAAACCGCAUUAUCUAUCAAUGCGGAAUCAAGAGAGGCGAAAGAGGAUUUACAAGCUGCAAAACAGCUAAUAAAGAAGAGAGAACAGCUUCAGACAUCAGGACAGGACACUGAUGCCAAACGUUUUGUGGUCGGCGACAAGAAGACAGAGCCAAGCUAAAUUAAACACUGACUUGUACUUUAGGUAAAGAGUAGAACUUUGUAGCCGUACAGUGUAAUAAGAGAAACAAAUCGAAGAAUAUUGUUCUUUCAUCAAGGCAAAGACUUAUAUAGCCCA